This is a messenger RNA of Dovyalis caffra, 3201 nucleotides long. NCBI's taxonomy places the organism in Eukaryota, Viridiplantae, Streptophyta, Magnoliopsida, Malpighiales, Salicaceae. The record is from the annotation of a GenBank genome assembly.
AUGGCACUGAAAUUUGAGAAACAACAAUAUGUGAGGAGGAAACGCGAAAAAACCAAAAGAGAGCUUUAUCCCAACGAGAAAGUAGAGGUAAGGAGUGAGGAAGACGGAUUUCAGGGCUCAUGGCACCCGGGAACUGUCAUUGCAUGUAGUAGGCAAGGCAUGGACUUAAAAUAUGAAGUUAAAUACGACCAUAAACUUAAUAAUGAUGAAUCUGACUAUCUUGUUGAUCAAGUGUGUGUUUCCCUUCCAGUUGAUGGCACUGAUUUUGCCAAUGAGGACUGGUGUAACUAUGGUGGCCUCAUUAGGCCAGCAGCACCACCGUUUCAGUUUGGCAAAUAUGGUCUUCCUUGUGGAAUGUGUGUGGAUGUGCAUUACCGAAAGGCUUGGCGGGAAGGUGUGAUUUUUGAUUACGACGAUGGUUCAGAGGAGAGGAAGGUAUUUUUCCCUGAUUUGGGCGAUGAAAUUAUGGCAAGUAUCAAUAAGGUAAGGGUCACUCAGGAUUGGAAUGAAGUCGAUGGGACUUGGGGGCAACGUGGGACCUGGUUUUUUCUUGUGUUGAUUGAGAAAUACAAACAAAAGCAAUACAUUCCUGUUUCUACAACAGCAGGAAUUCCUGUUCUCAGUUCUAUAAUCAGCGAUGAAGGUUUUUCUAGCUCCAAUUCCAAUAGACUCAUUUGGUCAUCUUCGGGUUCAACAUGCAUCCAAAGUGGUGGGCUGCCUGCUGGCUCAGACAUAGUUCCUGGACCUGAAUUUUGCCCAGAUGCCACUAUCAAAUAUGCAAAAAUGGGCAACAAAAGGCUCGGGAGUACUCUAAUCAAUGAUGUGAGGAAGCAUCUUUUAUAUCAGAGGCGGAAAAUUGAAUUCAUGAGAGAUAAAGGCAUACCUAGACUGCGUUACGCCUCACCUGAUGGGAAGCUGUACUCUUCCCUUUGCCAAGUUUGUCUAGAUUUUAGUGAAACUGACAGAGGGAUUCUUUCUACACCCUCUGAAGGUAAGCAGAGCAGUUUGCAUACUUCUUGUGGUGAUUCAUCAUCUCUUAUUGAGCAAACACCAGAGAACUGGGAUCCUUAUUGUUGCUCUAAACCUGUGAGUACUUCUAAUUCUGAAGUAGUUGUUUAUGAACCUGAGUAUUGUCCUGAAGCAAUUGUGGAAUGGUGCAAUCGCUGGUGUAAGCAUGGAUCUGGGAAGAGAUCCUGGGGAAAGCUUAAGAAAGCUGAUAUGGCACUAAGAGCUAGGAAGCACCUUGCAGCCCUGGGAUGGGUCUUUGGUCAUAAAAAAUUUAAUGGGAAGUGCCAACUUUAUCAUCGUUCUCCAAUGGGGAGGACAUACUGGUCACUACGACAAGCCAUCAAAGACAAUUUAGAUGAAGGAACUGAUAUUUCUAGAGAUGUGGAAAUGGAAAAUGUCAGUGACAUAGUUGAGGGACAAUUUUCUUGUGAAAAACUAUCUUCUGCAAUUUGUAGAACGGAUUUUCAGAAGUUAAAAAACAGUUCUAAAGAGUCUUCUUGCAUAUCACAGUGCAGAAAACAUCAUGAGCUUCACAAAAUAAGUGUUCAAACGACUAGAAAGGCACGAAGGAAAAGAAAGGAUAGUUUACAUGUUGAAACCCAUUCAGAUGUCCAAAACGGAAGCUGCCCAAAGUCAAGAAGAGGGAUUACAUCUAAAGCUUUGAUUAAACUACAAAAUGAUAAGAAACAUACUAUGCCGGUCCGUGUGCGACGAUCAAGCAAAAGAGUGCAGCAUGUGGUAGCUCCUGACCCAUCAAAUCAUAAACCUCGAACUGUGUUGUCUUGGUUGAUAGACAAUAAUAUUGUCUUGCCAUGGACAAAAGUACAUUAUGGUAGCCGAAAGGACAGCAAUCGAGUCAUGGAAGGGCGCAUAACUCGUGAUGGGAUCAAGUGCAGUUGUUGUGGGAAGGUUCACACCCUUAGUGGCUUUGAACUUCAUGCUGGCAGCAAAUCUGGCAGGUCAGCUACUAGCAAAUACUGCAAGCCAGCUGCCAGCAUCUUUCUAGAUGAUGGGAGGUCUCUGCUAGAAUGCCAGAUACAAAUGAUGCGUGAUGAGAAGAUGAGUAAUCGCAAGGCAAAAACACCUUAUAGUUUGAAGGGAAGUUGGGAUCAAGCUGAGAAUGAUAAUAUAUUUUUGGGCCUCCAAAAGCUUCUAGGAAAGCCAAUUCCAGUGGGUGUGGACAAUCUUACUUGGACGUUAUUCAAGUCUAUGCAGUCUGAUAAUCAUAAAUUUGAUGCUUCUGAUAAUGAGACCCUGGUUGAGACCUACAGCAAGCUCAACAUCGCACUGGAUGUGAUGCAUGAAUGUUUCGAGCCCGUUGAGGAACCUUGCACCAGGAGGGAUCUUAUGCAAGAUGUUAUUUUUAGUAUUGGAUUUGUCACUGGUCUUUCUAGGUCAGAACUUAACCGUUUGAACUUUCAAGGGUUCUACACCAUACUUUUGGAGAAGAACGAUGAAUUAAUUACUGUGGCUACUGUAAGGAUUUAUGGAGACAAUGUGGCAGAAAUACCGCUUGUUGGUACUAGAUUCCAAUAUCGGCAACUUGGAAUGUGUCGCAUUCUAAUGGAUAUGCUCGAAAAGAAGCUCAUGGAAUUAGGAGUUCAGAGACUGAUUUUGCCUGCAGUUGCUGUUGUCCUAAACACAUGGACUAGUUCUUUUGGAUUUUCAAAGAUGACGGACUCUGAGAGAUUGCAGUUCGUAGAUCACACGUUCUUGAAUUUUCAAGAUACCGUCAUGUGCCAGAAACUGUUAAAGAAGUUGCCUUCUGCUCAGACAAGCCCAUCGAAAGAAAUCGAACCUACACUUCUUGAUUAUGUUUAUGGAAGUGGUAAAAGCAUUGGGGUCAAUGGGUCUUGUCCUGUCUCUGAAGUACUUCAUACAGAUCAAAAUGAGGAUGGCAGAAUCCUGGGACAAGGACUGGUGGAUGUUGCUGCAAGCAAUAUUAGUGAUGGCAUCAAACGGCCUGUUCAUGACAUAGUUGUGGUUAACCAACCAAAUCAUCCUGAAUGUGGACCCUGCAAUAGAAAAAUCAAUGAGGCCUUGGUUGAGGAUUCCAUUUUUAAGAAGGAUGGUAGAGUUGGUGAUAAUGGUUCAAGCAUUCUUAAACACGAAAGAUAUUGGGGUAACGUGGGUGACUUGAAAAUAUCUAGUGAAAAGAGGCUCUCAUUGUUGGUGUAUGCCUUUUAUGCAUAG